This is a messenger RNA of Epinephelus fuscoguttatus (brown-marbled grouper), 3208 nucleotides long. RefSeq names its product nuclear prelamin A recognition factor (gene narf). Gene Ontology annotation, cellular component: lamin filament. The record is from RefSeq and is a predicted model, not a curated record. Bases 651 to 2036 code for a protein of 461 amino acids. The transcript is spliced from 12 exons. NCBI's taxonomy places the organism in Eukaryota, Metazoa, Chordata, Actinopteri, Perciformes, Serranidae. Gene Ontology annotation, molecular function: lamin binding.
ACACAAUGGCAUUUUCAAAAGAAAAUUUAUUUCGUUUUUUACUGAACUAGGGGUAACUUUACCAUUAUUUUGGCAAUGUUCGUAUCUUUUUGGGAGAUACUUUGAAAGUCCGAGCCUGGCCUGAAACACCUUGAAGAGCUUGCGGUAUCUGGCGCAGGAGAAACUUACAGACCGAUUUGGAGUUUUUAACGCUAUGCAUUUUAUAAUUUGUUGAUUAUGUCGAUUGACUGAUUCAAAAGCACAUAUUUUUUAUCCCUCACUGGUUUGACAAAAAAAGUCAAAGCUUCCGGAGCAGACCACUACUCCGUUUGCGCAUGUGUCUUGAUUCACCGGGGGUGCACAAUGGAGGAAGACGUACAUAGAGAUGGCUGGCCCUUAUACAAGGAGCAACGACGCCUUUGAAAGUACGAGUUUGUACAUUAUGAAAUAACCGUCCAGGUUCAAGCCAGCAGUUGCGGUGACACCGUCCACAGAGGAUUUAAGUUUAACCUGCAGCAGUGCUGAGUAACUGCUGAGUUCACCUGCUGUGCUGUGUCAGUGCUGCUUUUUCUUUCACUGGUGGCUGCUCUUCUGACUGUCCUCUGCAUUCUUCCAUGCCAUUGUCUAGGAGAGCUAGUGACAUAGACACCGUCCGAUAACUGUCAAGGAAAAUGUCAGAGGUCAACAUACCAAAGCGGAAGGAGAAGUGUGAGAACUGCACAAAACAGUGCAACAAGAAGCAGAGUGAUGAUGGUGCUAACUCGCACCAGGAGAGAGAGAUAGUCAAUGGAGAGGUGCACGAAGAACCCCAGUUGCUGCUUAGUGCCUGCCUGUCCUGUGAUGGCUGUCUAUCAGAGGAGGAGAGUCUAAAAGUCUCUCAGCAGAGUCUGGAGGAAGUGCAGCGGGUUCUGGCACUCAAUAAGAAGUGUGAUGUGACAAAGCACAAGGUGCUGGUGGCAUCAUUGUGUCCACAGUCUUUGCCUUUCUUUGCUGUCAAGUUUGGUGUGGACAUCACUGAGGCUGCCCACAAACUCUGUGGCUUCCUCAAGAGUUUAGGAGUGCAGUAUGUGUUCGACACCACCGUAGCAGCGGGCUUCAGCAUUUUGGAAAGCCAGAAGGAGUUCAUUCAGAGGUUUCGCAGGAGGCACCACGACUCCCAUGCCAUGCCCAUGUUCACCUCCUCCUGUCCAGGGUGGAUCCGCUAUUCAGAGCGUGUCCUGGGCAGUUUGGUCACCCCUCAUAUUUGCACAGCCAGGUCUCCUCAGCAGAUCAUGGGCUGUCUGGUCAAAGACUACUUCUCUAAACAGCAGAAGCUGAGUCCAGAGAAAGUCUACCACAUGUUGGUGGCCCCCUGCUUUGAUAAGAAGCUGGAGUCUGUCAGAGAGGAGUUUUACAACAGCCUGCUGGAGACCAGAGACGUGGACUGUGUCCUCACCUCAGUGGAGAUCUUUCACCUGAUGGAGCAGAGGAAGGUGUCAGCAGAAGAUCUGGACUCUGUUCCACUGGACCAUGUGCUGGGAGAGGCUGGGGAUGUGGCUCUGGUGAGGCACGAGGGCCGAGGUUCUGAAGGUUUUCUGGAACACAUCUUCAAACAUGCCGCCAAAGAACUCUUUGGUCUGGACGUCCAUGAGAUCACAUACAAGACCCUCAGGAACCGGGACUUCCAGGAAGUGACUCUGGAGCGAGACGGGGAAACUCUGCUGCAGUUUGCCGCCAUCUAUGGUUUCAGAAACAUCCAGACUCUGGUUCACCGAAUGAGAAAGGGACGUGUGCCUUACCAGCUGGUGGAGGUGCUGUCCUGCCCAGGAGGAUGCUUGAGCGGCCGUGGUCAGGCAGAGAGCGUCACAGUAGGCCGGGUGGAUAAAGUCCUCGUCCAGCAGAUGGAGGAGGCCUACAGCAGCCUGCCCAUCCGCCUCCCAGAGUUUAGCUCCACCCUGCACACCCUCUAUCAAGACUGGCUGCAGGGCCACGACUCCCCACAGGCCAGUGCACUCCUGCACACCCAGUACAGAAGUCAGAGUCAGACCCACACGCAGCCCCCACACAUGCAGUGGUGAGGACAGAGGGGUGUAUUUACUUUAUGGAAGUCGAACAUGGGCUUCCUCUGGUUCACUCUGAUUCUGCUUGGACCAUCUCAUCAUUCAUGCUGACACCAUGAAAGACAAGCCAAGGACCAUGCUGCACUUAGGACCAGGAGGUGUCAGUAGGUGCAGUACUUCCUUUAGGCCACAGGGGGGUGAUGUCUGUAUUUAAAAUAUGUGGCUCUCCUGUGCCAGACCUGAGCCUCAGGAGAAAUAAAGGUCCAGAGUCCAGACAAACACACAUGUCUGCAUUUUAUGUGGACUGAAGCAGUGAUGUCACAAAGCUGCACAUGGUUAAUGGUUACAAACAAUCAGGUUCAAAACCUCCUGAUCUGCAGCUGUACUGACAAGUGUGUAAAUCUGUAGCACCUAUUUAUGUCAUUUUACAGAGCAAUAACUGGGACUCAUAAACUGAACCUGUGGAUGUUGAAUGUUCAUAUGAAGAGUUUCAUGUAUUCCAAAUGGAAACUGUCCAGUAUGUUGUUUCAUGUUCAGGUUGCUUCCACUGUUCCCUGCUGAAAGACAAGACAAUGUGUUCUCAAACACAUUCAUAACUAUGCAACAGUGUGAUUGCCUCAUCUCAGCAGAGUGAGUCUGCUGUGGGACUCAAGAGGUUAAAGGCAUUUUACUAACACUUAACCUGACUAGCGAGUGUUCGCUCAUGUGUAUCUACCAACUCAAUGUUUGGGUUAUCCGUCCCAGUAAAGAAUUAGUCAUUAUUUUUUUAAUGGUACACAAUAAUUACUCAUUUAUUUUAUCGCUUUGUUCCCAUUCCACAAACUAGUAUUUUUAAGUUAAAUGUUUUUUUUGUUUUACAAGAUCAAACAUCCAUGUAAGGCACUAAAAUAUUCUGACAAAACAAAGUGUGUCUCAUUUCACUGUCUCUGUGGGUAAUGUCAUGGUUCACUAAAAAGUCUCUGCCUCCUAUAGAGAUAAACUUUUUUUAUUUCUGCUGCUGGUAAUCCACAAAACAGACUAGUUUUAAAUGUUAGUGUUCUAAUGAAAACCUCUGAAACAAAGUUGUGUGGAUUAUCUGUAGCAUUGAUUUCCAACUGGCUCAGCCACAGGGUCCACAGGUCACAGGGGACACGUCCCCUUCAAUAUUAAGAAAAUGUGUAUUUGUUCCCCUGAAUAAAACAUGAAAGUUU